Molecule: messenger RNA, 1314 nt
Organism: Corticium candelabrum
Lineage: Eukaryota; Metazoa; Porifera; Homoscleromorpha; Homosclerophorida; Plakinidae
Product: actin-like
Exons: 3
Coding region: 1-1206 (401 amino acids)
Source: RefSeq, a predicted model, not a curated record
AUGGUUAAAUGGGCGUUCGUUAUCCGUCAGUCAUUCCGAGUCAAACCGGCAUUCGUCUGCAGUUCGUUUUGUGUUAUGGCUAGUCAAGCGGAGCGGCAACCUCCAUGUCCGACAAUCAUUAUCGACAGUGGAACGGGCUUUCUGAAAGCGGGUCUCAGCGGACCUAAAGCUAUCCCAACAGUAAUUACGCCUUGUACCAGAGGCAUUUUGAGUGACCACUUUGUGCAACACGAAAGACGAUACUUUGUUGAGCAAAAGGAAAGACCGUCUGUCGUAGAUUUCCUGUCUUUAGAAAAGCUGUGGAACGACGCUCUAACCAAACUGAAGGUAGAUGUAACACAACACGAUGUCAUACUCACUGAAAGUGAGUUCAAUGUUUUCAAAGACCGCAAAACAAUGGCACAAAUUAUAUUCGAAAAAUACGGUGCGCCGGGAUUGUAUAUCGGCAACGAAUCGGCUCUUUCGCUAUUCUCGCAUCAGCAACAAAGCGGUGUGGUUGUAGACUGCGGAGACGAUGUUACUACAAUUGUAAUGAUCUACAGAGGUCAACUUUGUCCAUCGGCGACCAAGACACUAAACUACGGUGGUCGAGAUGUGACCAUUCGUUUACUAUCAGAUUUAGUCGAAAGCGGCUAUGAGGAGCUGAAAUAUCGAAGCUUUCUUAACGUCCACGAAGUGAGAAAGAUAAAAGAAAAAGUAGCGUACGUACUUGGCAAACCCUACACAGAUAUAGGCGAUCUACCUAAAAUGGAUUCAAUUUCGGUUCCUUGUCCAGUUGUCAAAGACAAAGUCGUGAAUAUUGGCCAAGAGCGUUUUAUGUGUGCGGAAGGUCUCUUUAGUCCUGGAAUGUUUCCAAAGCGUGACCAUGGAAUUCAUGAGGCAAUCAUCGAUUCUAUGCAGAGUCAAAUUUCAUGUAUACAUGAUUUUCUUUACUCGUCUAUCUUUUUGUGCGGCGGCUGCACAAUGCUGCCGUCUUUUGAUGAGAGGUUACGCUACGAACUUCAUAGAAGGACUCGGAAAGAAUGUAUCAAAGUGAACGCUGAAUCGCAUCGUCAAUACAGUGCUUGGAUCGGUGCAAACCACUUAGUCAAUCGCAUGCCGGACAUUCUCAAGAAGUUAUUGGUCACCAGAUCGGAAUAUCGGGAAGAAGGUGUGGAAGCGUUUGAAAGGAAACUAUGUCAUAGAACUUUGUUUGAUUGGUACUAAGUUAAUUAAACGUCGAGUAAUGAAAUAGCAGUUAAUGGUUAUAUUUGUAUCUGCGGCAUAUAUGAAACAUGGCAUUGUGUUUUUCUGCAAACAAGAAAGUAUACAAAC